This is a messenger RNA of Rhizopus microsporus ATCC 52813, 627 nucleotides long. RefSeq lists its product as uncharacterized. Lineage: Eukaryota; Fungi; Mucoromycota; Mucoromycetes; Mucorales; Rhizopodaceae. Gene Ontology annotation, cellular component: nucleolus. The transcript is spliced from 3 exons. Gene Ontology annotation, biological process: ribosomal large subunit biogenesis. The record is from RefSeq and is a predicted model, not a curated record. The coding region runs from base 1 to 627 and encodes 208 amino acids.
AUGGCUACACCUCGUCAAAAGAAAGCAAGAAGAAGCACAAACAAGAACACAAGAAGAACAGCAGAUAGACAUAGAAAAAGAGUUACUAUUACAGGAAAUGCGAUUAUCAAAGCCAACUGGGAUAAAAGAUUAACAUUAAAGCAAAAUUAUGCUAAGCUCGGAUUACUGCCAUCCUUAAAUGGUCAAACGGGAGGCACAGAGAAGAAUAUGCCUGAUCAACCACAACAGACGGAGGAAGCCAGUAUUCCAAAAGAACUGACCGAGGAAGAGAUCGAAAAGAUAAAAAAGUCUCUGCGGCCAGGGGAAGGUUUAAUUCAACGUGACGACGAAGGCAAUGUCAUACGAGUGAUAGUGGGUGAAGCCAAGAGCCAUGAUGAAAUCUUGGAUGAAGAAGUACCUCCUGUGGAAGCAAAGACAGAUAUAGUCCGACAACUUGAAGAACAGGCUGCUAAUGCUUUCCAUCGUGAAAAGCAUCAAUCAGAUUUUGAAACAGAUUGGAUCAAGAAAUUGAUUGAUAAGCAUGGAGACGACUAUAAGGCCAUGUUUUGGGAUAAGGAAUUAAACAUAUAUCAACACACAGCAGCACAAUUAAAAAAGAAGUGCCAAAAGUAUCUUCAACAUCAAUAA